CUCGAUUGAAUCUGUUAAUUCUAAUUCCUUCAAGCAGUGUUCAAUAAUUGGUAAUUUAAUUAUCCCAGAUGCUUAAAAUUAUUGAAUAUGUUUCAUUUUGCGUGGGUGUUCUUCAAUCUUACAAAGAUCAUUUAAUAAGAAAAACUUGGUCCAAGUGUUUGUUUCAUGAUUGUAACAUCAAAUCAGGCUCAACAUUGUCACCCUAUAACAGUCGAGUCAUCUUCAAGAUCAAAUCGAUUAAUUAAUAGAGCAGCAACAAUAGCUAGGAGCACAACUAAUGGUAACAUUGUUACAAAUGGUCGGAGAGGUUCAAAUCCGAUUAGCUUUGGUUCCAACAAUCGUCCAACCUCGUCUUCAGGAUCAGCAUCUUUGUCAUCAGCGUAUGGAAGCUCAGAUUCAAGUAACGCAAGAGAUAAAUUGUUAGACAUGAUUGCAACCUUCAAAGUCGCCGAUGAACAAAGAGCACCACUUUCUCGUGCCAAUAUUUUGCCUGACGUUGAUUUCUUUGAACAACUCAUGAAAUGCCAUUCAAGUCGCCUUGAGGAUCAACGUUUAACUUUUCAGAUCUUUUUGGGUCUCAAACCUCAUCAACACCAGAAAAUAUUUAACUACUUCUACUUCUUCCUUAGUCCUUCUCCAACCACCUCAUCAUCUUCAGCUCGAGCCAAUUUUGCUCGGCAUAGAUCAGCAACGGUUUCGAAUUCAAAUGCAGUUGGCCCGACUGGACCAAGUAAACCAAUUAGUGAAGACUUCUUUGGACUUAUCAUGCGUUCCCAGUCAGCUCGAAUUGAAGAUCAAUGGAUAGAGCUUUUAGGUGAUAAUCAAUCCGAUGAUGGCGAUGAUGAAAAUAAUGAAGGAGGGAAAAAUCGCCUGGAAGUUCAACAUCAAACUCAUCCUUGACAUCUUCAUCUGAAGACAGGAAAAAGAUUGACACAGGUUCACAAUGAAUCGCAGCUUAAACCUUUAUGCUACCUUUAUGCUUUUAUGUAAAAUUGGAUUUCAGUUUAGUCAUUGAAAAGAGAGUGAAAAGCUGGAUCAAUCAAUUGGAAUAUUUCAAUGAUAAUUCCCUGUUAACUCUUUCCAGGAUUUCAUUACCGAUCUAUCAAUUAUAAAUUUAAAUUUUUCAUUUCUUGUCUUUCUUAUGCAAGGUUCUGUAUCGAAAAAAGAAACAAUUUCUGCCAAUUUUUCUGCAUUUCCAUCGUCGAAGUUGAAAAAUGAUGUGAAAAAUACUUGUUAAUCAAUUUCAAUCAAUUAACAUGUGACGUUAAUUUAAUUAAUUGUUCUCCUUUCAUCUUAAAACUACAUCUGUUAAAAUCUUUGCUCCUCUUUUUUUCUUUACUUUAUAUUUGUAAGAAAAUUUCUUGGCAUUUCAUCCAAUAUCAUCCUAAUCAUCAUUAUUUUUAUUAUCA
Tetranychus urticae (two-spotted spider mite) is the source of this 1409-nucleotide messenger RNA. NCBI's taxonomy places the organism in Eukaryota, Metazoa, Arthropoda, Arachnida, Trombidiformes, Tetranychidae. The record is from RefSeq and is a predicted model, not a curated record.